This is a messenger RNA of Oppiella nova, 399 nucleotides long. The record is from the annotation of a GenBank genome assembly. Lineage: Eukaryota; Metazoa; Arthropoda; Arachnida; Sarcoptiformes; Oppiidae.
AUGAAUUUAGUGAGACAGGUUUCAAAUAACAACUGUAUGACAGAGGAUGCAAACCUGUACUUACUAUCUGGUUUUGAGCCCAAUCUACACAACGGCGAGAAAUGUAUGAAAAUCAAUCCCAAGUGCGAUGUGGACAGUGACUGCUAUGAGUACCCCAACCACCGGUGCAUUCAUGGCAACUGCCGGUGCGAAGUCAACUACAAGCCCAACCCAAUCACCUCUGUUUGCGAGAUGUUUACGUGCGGUGCAGACAAAGAAUGCAAAAUGUUUUACGAUAUGGACCGCCGGUGCGAUGAAACUAGUGGUAAAUGUGUGUGCGAUAGGGACUGGCUGUACGAAAACCAGAAAAACGGUCGCAAAUGUGAACCUAGCUUCAGUAGAGACACAUCAAGUACAUAG